UUCAGUCAAAAUGAUAAGGUUUACUAUUUUUUUGUGAUAACAAUACAUUUUUUUGAAAAUCGAACAAUAUAUAAAGCUAACUAAACGAUGGGAGAAUCAUUCAACUUGAGUUGCCUCUCCAUACAAGAUGAAACUCGCUUUGGUGCUUUUCGCCGUUGUAGCGUUGGGUUCGGCUUAUCCGACCCACAGAGAUCUUCAAGGCGAUCUUGAAGAUAUCGUCUCAACCAUUCCAUUAUCCGAAAUCAGAGCAAUUGCUCGUAAAUAUGCUGAAAACGAUGCCGAAUUCCAAGAAGUUGUAAAAUAUUUGCAAGGACCCGAAUGGGCUGAGCUUGUUCAAACAGUUGCCGACAACGAAACAUGGCAAAGAUUCAAAGCUUACAUGUCAGAAGCUGGAGUAGAUAUUGAUGGAGUCAUCCAAUUCCUCCACGACCUCAUCGCCGGAGCUCCAGUUCCCGUAGCCAAGAAAUCCGAAGUUCGUAGUGUAAGAGAUUUCGUCGAUGAAGUCCUUGCUAUUUUGGAUCUUCAAGCCGUACUUGAAGCUCUCAAUGACAAACUCAAUAAUAGCGCCGAAUUCCAAGAAUUCUUUGGAAAAAUCUCCAGCGAAGAUGCUCAUCAAAUGGUCGAAGAAAUCCGUGCUAUUCCCGAGGUUCAACGCAUCGCCCAACGUCUCCGCGAAAUGGGUAUUGACGUUGACAAAGUUAUCGACUUAGUCUACGGUCUUUUGGGAUGGUCCAUGAAACUCGCUUUGGUACUUUUCGCCGUCGUAGCUUUGGGUUCGGCUUAUCCGACCAACAGAGAUCUUCAAGGCGAUCUUGAAGAUAUCGUCGCAACCAUUCCAUUAUCCGAAAUCAGAGCAAUUGCUCGUAAAUAUGCUGAAAACGAUGCCGAAUUCCAAGAAGUUGUAAAAUAUUUGCAAGGACCCGAAUGGGCUGAGCUUGUUCAAACAGUUGCCGACAACGAAACAUGGCAAAGAUUCAAAGCUUACAUGUCCGAUGCUGGAGUAGAUAUUGAUGGAGUCAUCCAAUUCCUCCACGACCUCAUCGCCGGAGCUCCAAUUCCCGUAGCCAAGAAAUCCGAAGUUCGUAGUGUAAGAGAUUUCGUCGAUGAAGUCCUUGCUAUUUUGGAUCUUCAAGCCGUACUUGAAGCUCUCAAUGACAAACUCAAUAAUAGCNGAAACAACAUUGGCAAACUCCCAAUGACUUAUAUCAAUCAGGUACUGAUUAUACCGUUCAAUAUGAAGAUUAUUGUUUUUCUGUUUGCUUUGGCUGCUGCUAACGCAGAAAUAAGGCUCGGUUUCCCCGGGAAGACACGCGGAUUAAACGAUGACCUUGCCACCAUCGUGGAGUUGAUCCCAACUGAUGAAAUUAUUGCUGCUAUCUCACGGUUUAGUGCAGGUGAUGAGGAAGUUCAAUAUAUGCUUAGGUACCUUCAAGGACCGGAAUGGGGAGCACUUGUAGCCGGAGUUGCCGGAAACCCAUCGUGGAUUAAUUUCAAAAACUUCUGUUCUGAAAACGGCGUGAGUAUUGAUAAUAUCGCUGGAAUCAUUCACGAUUUAAUUGCCGAUGCUAGACCUGGAGACGGUGGCAAUUUAGGUGGACUUAGAGCCCUUAUCGACGAAAUUAAAGAACUCAUCCCAUUCGAUGCCCUCAUUGCCCAAAUCGACGUUUUACUUAACGAAAGCGAAUCAUUCCGAGCGUUCUACGCUUUCAUUUCUAGCAACACCGCUAGGGAAUUCUUAAACGAAAUUCUUGCGAUCGAUGAAGUUCAAGAGAUCAUCGCCUUCUUGGAAACAGCUGGAAUUGACGUAGAAUACAUCAUAGAAUUCAUCAAAGAAUUCCUUGGAUGGUCUAGAGUUUACUUCCCUGAAGUUCCCCUUGAGUAUGUGUAAAUAAACCAGGAUUCU
Onthophagus taurus is the source of this 1903-nucleotide messenger RNA. The record is from RefSeq and is a predicted model, not a curated record. NCBI's taxonomy places the organism in Eukaryota, Metazoa, Arthropoda, Insecta, Coleoptera, Scarabaeidae.